Molecule: messenger RNA, 1298 nt
Organism: Esox lucius (northern pike)
Lineage: Eukaryota; Metazoa; Chordata; Actinopteri; Esociformes; Esocidae
Product: hepatic lectin-like
Exons: 6
Coding region: 24-860 (278 amino acids)
Biological process (GO): biological process involved in interspecies interaction between organisms
Cellular component (GO): external side of plasma membrane
Molecular function (GO): fucose binding; D-mannose binding
Source: RefSeq, a predicted model, not a curated record
GUCUUUAUCACACAUGUGCUAAGAUGUCAGAGGGAAUCUGUGAACUUGACGGGAAUGUUAUUGACACAAACAUUGAUUACCCCACAUAUGGCAAUGAAGAAGAUGACAAGCCCAAACAAGUGCAGUGUCAGUGGUGGAAAAGACCUUCUGGUAUUGCUGCAGUGAGUCUGGGACUGCUGUGUGUUCUGCUUCUGGUUAGGAUCAUAGGACUGUCUGUCCACUAUGGAGCCAUUGGGCAUCAAUACUUCACAGAAAGAGACAAUCUACAGACUAACUACAACAACCUGACAAAAGAGAGAGACCAGCUACAGUUUAGUUACAAAAACAUGACCGAAGAGAGAAACCAGCUACAGAGUGAAAGAGACAAACUACAGCGUGAGAGAUACGAACUACAGAGUGAGAGAGACAAACUACCGAGUGAGAGAGACAAACUAAAGAGUGAGAGAGACAAACUACAGAGUGAGAGAGACAGCUUUUUACAUGUGUUUGGCAAAAGCAACUAUUAUGUUUCCAUGGAAAGAAAUAACUGGGAAUAUGCCAACCAGGACUGUCUGAAGAGAGGGGCAAAGCUAGUCAUCAUAAACAACCAAAAGGAACAGAAAUUUCUAAUAUCAUUAAACAUACAUACUUGGAUUGGUCUGACUGACAGUGAGGCUGAGGGGACCUGGAGAUGGGUGGAUGGCACACCUCUGACUACAGCGUACUGGGGAGAAAAAGAGCCAAAUAGUGGUGGUGAUAAAAACAAAGAUGAGGACUGUGCAGGGAUAAAUAAUUUUUGGUAUAGUGAUCCUGUUAAGAAAUGGAAUGACUUUACAUGUAACACACAACUUAACUGGAUUUGUGAAAAAGUCAAUUAUUAAAAAUACUUUGUUAUCUACUAUACAAUCAGAAUGCAUUAAGACAGUACACAAAUAAUAAACAAUAUGCCAUUUAGCAAAAAUGUGUAUCCAAAUUGACUUACAGCCAUGGAGAGCAGGGGUUGAUUUUAAUGUUCAGUACUGAUCUGAAUUUUGCCUUUAAAAUAAUAUCAAAUGCAUUGCAAAAUUGUAGGAUUUAUUGAUUAGAGAAAUCAGGCUUGACUGGUUGACUGUUCUAUUAUAAAUGUCAUUUGCAAAAGUUAUUAUUGUGAUUCUGCUUGUCUCACAUCCAACAAGUCUUAGUUGCACACAAUCUGCACAAAAGUAUUAAACAUGUUGUCCUGUGUGUAUUGAGAAAUAUCCAUUGCAGGUAGAUACCUUAAAACAAUUUUGUCACAGUUCCAUGUUUCUGACAACCACAUUGAAGAGGAACCUGUCAUU